Messenger RNA from Lasiodiplodia theobromae, 381 nucleotides. RefSeq lists its product as uncharacterized. Bases 1 to 381 code for a protein of 126 amino acids. Lineage: Eukaryota; Fungi; Ascomycota; Dothideomycetes; Botryosphaeriales; Botryosphaeriaceae. The record is from RefSeq and is a predicted model, not a curated record. The transcript has a single exon.
AUGAGCGACGAAGACAUCGCCGAGCAGUUUGUCACAGCGCUCCUUGGCGCCGAAAAACGCGGAAAAGAAUUAGAUCAGAAACUGGAUGAUGUUGUUGGAGCCACGGGGUGGAACUGGGAAGAGAGGUUAGGGAAGGUCAUACUGGCAAAGCUCGAGCGUGCCAUCGCCAUUGGCGCUCAGAUGUCUUCUGCGAUGAAGGAUGCUGUAGAAAAAUGUGUCGCUGCUGCUGAGGAGUUUGCACGGGAGCAUCCUGUGUACACAACAAUCAUUGCAAUUGGCGUGUUGGCCGUGCUCUCCCCUUGGGUCCUUGAGGCGGUGGGCUUUGGCGAGCUGGGCCCAAUUGAAGGUACGCACAUUUCUUCAGACCAAGGCAAAGAGUAA